AGAGGAUGACAGCAUUUCCCUGUCCUUGGGAACCCCCAGCUUCAAGGAGGGGCAUUCCCUGACAUGCAUGUGAAAACAUAUGGGGAUAUGACUGUGGCGUUGCUGGCGCCAGGAGAGUGUACAAAUGAAUGGCACUUGAGUCUGUGAGGCCCUAAACUCUCAAUCUGCAGCAACCCUAUUUGCCUUCUGCGGUGCUUUCAGAAGAGCCUGUCCCAGUGUUCUUCCCCCGCCUGCUCUUCAUCCCUGGGCUUGGCUGGGCCCUACCUGCCUGUGAUUCUGAGCAACUCUUUUUUUUUUUUUAAAGAUUAAUUUUUAAAUUUACGCAUACAAGAGCUGGGAUGCAGGCCGGAGGUGUGGGGGGUGAGAGUAUCCACCAGAGACAGAGUGGGGAGCAGAACAGGCAGAUCUACUGAAAUAGGGGAGCAAUGGGCGAGCCAGGAGAGGUCUGCUGCGCCAUGUGGGUAACUCCCUGGCUGGGGAUGGAACUCGUGCUGCCGAUAGCUUCAUAGGGCUCAUGCUUAACCCCUUGCACCACAAGGAAGGCCCUGAUUCUGAACAACUCUUAAUGGUGUGAUAACAAGUAGAGUAUUUUCUGAACUUGGCACUGAGUUCUGAUUUCUUGGUUUCCGCCUGGGGGCAAGCAACUUAGGGUUGAGGUAUGGGAGGAGGGUGGGUUGCAAGGAAAUAUUUAAAUAUAUUUAAGGUUCUUUUCCUUAAAUAUAGAGACCCCUGUACCAGUUUUCCUUUGUGGCUCUGAGGGAGCCUCCUUCCCUGCACAGGGCCUGGAAAAGGGACCACGACCUAAGACAUAACUGCUCAGGUAGCCUCAUGGCCGCAACCUGUGAGAUUAGCAACGUUUUUAGCAACUACUUCAGCACUAUGUACAGCUCGGAGGACUCCACUCAGGCCCCUGUUCCCCCUGCUGCUACCUUUGGGGCUGAUGACCUGGUGCUGACUCUGAGCAACCCCCAGAUGCCGCUGGAGGGCACAGAAAAGGCCAGCUGGUCAGGGGAGCAGCCUCAGUUCUGGUCCAAGGCCCAGGUUCUGGACUGGAUCAGCUACCAGGUGGAGAAGAACAAGUACGACGCCAGCUCCAUCGACUUCUCGCGGUGCGACAUGGACGGGGCGGCGCUCUGCAGCUGUGCCCCUGAGGAGCUGCGGCUGGUCUUCGGGCCCCUGGGGGACCAGCUUUACUCCCAGUUAUGGGACCUCACUUCCAGCUUUCCUGACGAGCUCAGCUGGAUCAUCGAGUUGCUGGAGAAGGACAGCAUGGCCUUCCAGGAGACUGCAGGAGACACCAGCUCUUUCGGUGAACAGGGAAGCCCCUUCAUCCAGGAGAUGCUGGACGACUCCCGGCAGGCCAGCCCCUACUACCCUGGCAGCUACGGUGCUGGCGCCCCCUCCCCCGGCAGCUCUGAUGUCUCCACCACAGGGACCGGCACCUCUCAGAGUUCCCACUCCUCAGACUCUGGUGGAAGCGACGUAGACCUGGACCCCACAGACAGCAAGCUCUUCUCCAGCGAUGGCUUUCCUGACUAUAAGAAGGGGGAUCCUAAGCACGGGAAACGGAAACGAGGCCGGCCACGAAAGCUGAGCAAAGAGUCCCGGGAUUGUCUGGAGGGCAAGAAGAGCAAGCAUGCCCCCAGAGGUACUCACCUGUGGGAGUUCAUCCGGGACAUCCUCAUCAACCCGGAGCUCAACGAGGGCCUCAUGAAGUGGGAGAACCGGCAAGAGGGUGUCUUCAAAUUCCUGCGCUCCGAGGCCGUGGCCCAGCUGUGGGGCCAAAAGAAAAAGAACAACAGCAUGACCUACGAGAAGCUGAGCAGGGCCAUGAGGUACUACUACAAGCGUGAAAUCCUGGAGCGCGUGGAUGGCCGGCGACUUGUCUACAAGUUUGGCAAAAACUCCAGUGGCUGGAAAGAGGAAGAGGUGGUCAGCAGUCGGAACUGAGGGCCCGAAGGAGACCUGGGACCAAACGCACGGACGUUGAGGCCUGCAUUCUCUCCUGGGGACCUUGGGCCACCCCGGUUUGGGCACACUCCCUGCUAUGCCGUGAAGAGAAGCGGAGGCUGUGGUCUUGUCAUCGUCAGCCUGAAGUGGGGGUCCGUGGCCUCCCCUCUUUGGCCUCCUUUUGGAAUUACAAGCUCUGGAAUUUGAAACAACCAGUCCGCUGACCAGCUGCAAAUGCAGCUACUUGUAUCGGGUGCCGCCUCAGACUUGAUCCGGAACCCCGCUGUGGGCAGCCUGCCUCCUGGAGAUGCCUGGACUGAGCCAAGGAGGACUGAGGAGACCCCAGGGACACCACGGCAGGGGUAUUGGGCUCCUCCGCACCUUCUUUCUGGACUGGCUCCUCCUCCCCGCUCAGUACUUGGAUCCGCCAGCGGGGGUCGGAGCACCUAAUUUAUGUGCUAUAAAUGUCAGAUGUGUGUAGAAAUCUAUUUUUUCUAAGACGUUCCCCUCCCUGCUCCUCCCAAGCUCUGGUGGCCACUCUGACUGUUCCAGGCCUUGAGCUGAGCCAGUGAGGGAUGGAUGGGGCAAUGCUGGGACCGUUCGGCAGGUUCCUGGCUGCUUUCUCCUGUGAGUGGAGGCAGAGGCCUCCAAUAAAGUGCCUUUGGGGCUUUUUCUUAUCUUCGUCUUAGCUACCCAUGUGCUGAAAUUUGGGCCUGUGGAUUGGAAUUAGGCUGGGGAGGGGAGAGUGACAGGGGUCUAGCAGGCUGAAGGUGAAGGCAAAGGCAGAGGGAGGGUAAGAAUGGAUUUCCUAUAUCAGGAGGGCUAAGUUUACAGACAAGCUGGCUGGGACCUGGGAGGAGAGCAAAGAAAACAAGUGAGAUUGUUCACCUCUGAGAAAAUGCAAGACUUCAUGCAAGCAAGGACAUGAGCCUGGGAAGCUAAGCACGGGGCCUGUGUCGUGUUGCCACCUCACGUUUGCACAGUGACCUUGGCCGAGUCCUUCUUGGGCCUGCCCUGCUUCCUUGCUGCCAGGCUAGGCUUUGGACCCGAUGUUCCCUAAGAAGUCUAGCAUUGCAUGUCUGGCCUUGUGGAAUAGAACCUUUUGCAUUCCAAACAAGUUGGCUGUAAGCUGAAUAUCUGUAAUCUGAAUCCUAGCUUUCGUUGUCCGACAUGAAAUCAGAAUUAUGAUCUUGUGGAGGGAAAAACAAAUAAAAUAGAGAUGAUGAACACUUGGUGAGAAAGAGAGAAG
Messenger RNA from Talpa occidentalis (Iberian mole), 3199 nucleotides. It is a transcript of the gene ELF3, whose product is annotated as E74 like ETS transcription factor 3. The transcript has 9 exons. Gene Ontology annotation, biological process: cell differentiation; regulation of transcription by RNA polymerase II. The coding region runs from base 829 to 1950 and encodes 373 amino acids. The record is from RefSeq and is a predicted model, not a curated record. Gene Ontology annotation, cellular component: nucleus. Gene Ontology annotation, molecular function: sequence-specific DNA binding; DNA-binding transcription factor activity, RNA polymerase II-specific. Lineage: Eukaryota; Metazoa; Chordata; Mammalia; Eulipotyphla; Talpidae.